Molecule: messenger RNA, 588 nt
Organism: Umbelopsis ramanniana AG
Lineage: Eukaryota; Fungi; Mucoromycota; Umbelopsidomycetes; Umbelopsidales; Umbelopsidaceae
Exons: 1
Coding region: 302-490 (62 amino acids)
Source: RefSeq, a predicted model, not a curated record
AGUUUCUAAGUCAACGUGACUUCGACGUCAUCGUAUGAGAUUGCAACGGUUGGGGGGAAGGGAAAAUUUUUCAGUGUUUGCGUGUAGUUUAUAGUACAAUUGUACAACGAUCCUCUGAGUGCCAAGAAAAAAAAGCCGGUUUGAGUGCAAAGGAAAUAGAAGCUACCGCUCCAUUUCAGAAGCAAGAAGCACUAAAUCCCAUUAGCAUUCGCAACGUUCCAGUUGCUAAGCAUAGCGGGACACAUACUAUAUAUUACCUCUGUGUGCUCUGAAUUGACCUAGUAGUCAUCAAUCAGCACAGAUGGUGUCACGAUUUCGAGUUAAGAAGCUUUCCCCCAAGCACCCGCUCACUAUCUACAAAGAGUCUCAACUCCCUGACAUCCAUGACAUUGGGAACCUUCAACGUGCAGUACCUCUGAUAGAGACUGGCGUUGAUAAGGACGAGGAAGACGAGGUUAGUACUGUCUGUUUAACGAUUUUUUUCCCAUGAGCCUUUGUGGGCCCAUAGAGCCUCUUGGUUUGUCCGUCUUGGUCUGGCAUGCUGCUGCGGUGGUUGCUGAGUUUUUAUAAUACUCUAUAUACAUCCCU